Molecule: messenger RNA, 390 nt
Organism: Hibiscus syriacus
Lineage: Eukaryota; Viridiplantae; Streptophyta; Magnoliopsida; Malvales; Malvaceae
Exons: 2
Coding region: 1-390 (129 amino acids)
Source: RefSeq, a predicted model, not a curated record
AUGGCCGAUAGAGAUAUUCCUUGUCACGAGGGCCAAAAAGAGAGUUGCACUUCCUUGGCUGGAGAUUUUGGUGAUGAGUAUGCCCCGGAGUUGGAUCAUGAGAAACCUAUAGACAGCUGUCAAUGGAGACAGAGAGACCGACCUAGAAGUACUUCUUCUCAGAGUUCCGUGAGAAGUACAUUGGAGGGGUUACCGCCUGACCGUGAGGUUGAGUUCAGUAUAGAGGUUUGGCAGGGAUUAGCUCCAGUGUCUAUGGCACCCUAUCGCAUAGCACCAACAGAGUUGAAGGAGCUAAAGAACCAAAUCCAAGAGUUGUUGGACAAAGGCUUUAUUCGACCGAGCAUCUCGCCUUGGGGAGUGCCAGUGUUUUUUGUCAAGAAAAAAGACUAG